Molecule: messenger RNA, 828 nt
Organism: Prosopis cineraria
Lineage: Eukaryota; Viridiplantae; Streptophyta; Magnoliopsida; Fabales; Fabaceae
Exons: 1
Coding region: 415-828 (137 amino acids)
Source: RefSeq, a predicted model, not a curated record
UGAAGCUGAAGGAAUAAUUAACUACAAAGGGAGGGGGAAAAAAACAUUUUAGUUUUCAUUCUGCACAUCUUUUUUCCCCAUGACUUAUCUCUCUAAGACACUUCUUUUUCUUUUGUUUUCUCUUUGCCUCACUUUACCAGGAUACAGCCAGCCCGUUUCACAAUAAAAACAGCAGAUUCUCAAUCAUCCCCUCCACUGUACAGGAAACACCCAUGAUUGCACCCAGCAGCAUCUUGAUUUCCCCAUGGAAAACCUCUGCUAUUAAGCUACCAAAUUCUUUGAUUCUUUAACCUUCCAAUUAUAUAUAUAUAUAUACACCCAUCAAUCUUCGUCACUUUUCUUCCCCGCUAGACCCUCUCUCUCCUGUUUUUUUUUUUUUUUAACUUCUAUAUUGUCCUACCCUCGAUAAUACUGAUGGGUUCUUCAUGUAACCCCUCUUCUGUCAAUGGUUUCUACAACUUUCUUGCACAAGGACUCGAUGAGCUUCACCAAUCCUUCAUUUCCCAUAACUUCAUGUCAGUUCAAUUCCUCUCAGAGGUGCUCUCAUCUCUCCGAUCCUUUCAUUCACAGUUAACAGUUUUGGUACAAAAGCUUCGCUUACCAGGUGGAGGAAAAUGGUUGGAUGAAUACAUGGAUGAAAGCUCAAGGCUCUGGGAUGCUUGUCAUGUCAUGAAAUCUGCCAUUUCUGGAAUGGAAAAUUGCUGUUCAGCUGCCUCCACUGUUGCUUCCUCACUGGAUACCUACCAGCAUCUCACUCCAGAGAUUUCACGUCAGGUUAGUAAUAUACAGAGAUUCAUUUCAGAUAUCAUACCCCGGAGGACGCCAUGA